Molecule: messenger RNA, 2460 nt
Organism: Sphenostylis stenocarpa
Lineage: Eukaryota; Viridiplantae; Streptophyta; Magnoliopsida; Fabales; Fabaceae
Source: the annotation of a GenBank genome assembly
AUGAAUUCAGCUGAAGAAUCACAAAAGUAUAAGGAAAUAAAGCAAUUGACAGAAGGAAUGCAAGAGCAUAAGGAAAAUAAGCCUCUGGUGUUGUCAAAUGAAUUUGUUGGUUGGGAAUAUGAGGAAAAUGUUAAGAAUAUGUGGGAGCUUUUGGGAGAUGAUCAAGUUUUCAUUAUUGGCUUAUGUGGAAUGGGAGGAGUGGGGAAAACAUUCCUAGCAACUUAUAUGGAGAAUGAGAUAAAAAGAAAGGGAACAUUCGGGGAUGUCUUUUGGAUCAAUGUUUCCCAGGAUUUUAGCAUUCUCAAAUUGCAACAUAACAUUGCAGAAACAAUAGGAGUAAAGCUCAAUAGAGAUGAUGAGAGAACUAGAGCAGCAAUUUUGACGUCAGAGUUAGAGAAAAGAGGGAAAUCAGUAUUUAUUUUGGAUGAUGUUUGGAAUUAUAUUGAUCUAGAAAAGGUGGGAAUUCCUCUUGGAUUAAAGGGUAAUAAAUUGAUUAUAACAAGUCGUUUGAAACAUGUGUGUCAACAGAUGGAUUGCCUGCCAAAUAAUCUGAUAACAAUACACCCUUUGGGUUAUCCCGAUGAUGAUGAUGAUGAUGGUGGUGAAGCAUGGGAGCUAUUUUUGCUUAGACUUGGACACCAUGGAACACCUGCUAUACUUCCCCCUGAAGUAGAGUAUAUUGCAAAAUCUGUUGUAAAGAAUAGUCGUGGUUUACCACUUGCAAUCAAUGUGAUGGCUCGAACCAUGAAAGGGCGACAAGACGACAUUCAUUGGUGGAGACAUGCGCUGAAUAAACUUGACAAGGUGAUGGAAGAGAUAUUCGCAACACUCAAACACAGCUAUGAUAAUUUAAUUGAAAAGGAUGUGAAAAAAUAUUUCUUAUAUUGUGCAUUACUACCUGAUAUUUACCACAGCGAUUAUUUUAUCAAAAGGAUUUUUGAGACUGAAUUCUCAAAUAGAAAGGGGAGUUUGGAGGACAUAUUUGAUGACGCGAAAGUCAUUGUGGAUAAACUCGACGACCAUUCUUUAUUGUUGAGGGAUGAAGAGUGUAGACGUAUGCAUAAUCUGGUGAGGAAAAUGGCGUGUUACGAUAAAAUGAUGGUAAAACGUCAUGAAAAACUGAAAAAAAUACCUGACAUAGAGGAAUGGACAAUUGAUUUGGAGGCAGUUUCUUUGGCAGGUAACAACAUAAAAGAAAUCCCAGAGAGCACAUCACCUAAUUGUCCACACUUGUCCUGGUUGAUUUUAUCUCACAAUUCCAUCUGUUAUAUUCCAGAUAGUUUAUUCACACACAUGAAUGCUCUAACAAUACUUGACCUAUCACGGAAUCGUGAAUUAAAAUGUUUACCAAAUUCGUUGUCUAACUUGAGGUCUCUUACUUCUUUAGUGCUCAGUGGAUGCUUCAAAUUGGAAUAUAUACCACCGCUGGGAGAGCUACAAGCAUUGUUAAGAUUGGACCUUUCACAAUGUUCCAUCCUCCAAGUACCACCGGAAGGUUUGGAAAAUCUAAUAAACUUGAAAUGGCUAGAUCUGUCCCGUAACUACAAGAUGCUAGUACGAGGAAAUGUACUAAGCAAAUUGAUCAGUAUGCGAGUUCUCGAUCUUCGGUAUUGUUCAGGUAUAGAAGUAAUAGACGUGCAAGGGAUGAGUAUGCUUGAUUGUUUUAGAGCAAGUUUUGUGGACCAGGAUAACUACAUUCGUUACAUGCAAGAAAUCCAAUGCAGAGAUUAUGGUCCUAAAACUUAUCUUAUCCUCAUGGGAAAAUGUGAGGGUUGGAUGCCUUGUUAUAUGGAUCCUAUUUAUUUAGAAUUUAAGGGUCGAAGAGUUUGCUUUGGAGAUUGUGAAGAACUUCCCUAUUUACUGCCAAGAGACCUUAAGGAAUUGAAUGUAACUAACAAUGAUCAAUGGGAAUGCUUAUGUGGCACCCUGUCAUGGAAUAACCCUCCUUCUCUGAAGAAGAUUUACAUUAGUGAUUGCCGAAGACUGAAGAGCUUGUUAUGUUUGUCAAAUUCUUGUUCCUUAUGCACUAAUAUCCAAAACCUCCAAUCUUUGAGUGUUUAUAAUUUAGAAGGUUUAACUGCAAUCGGCAAAGAUGUUGAUUUAACACAAUCUUUGUCACCGAGGGGCGUGUUCUUUCAUCUUAAGAAACUUUACAUCAACGAUUGCCAUAAAAUAGAAACGUUGUUGACACCAGGUUUAGUGCCACAGCUUCAUAACCUGGAAUAUAUGACUGUUUCGAGUUGUUAUUCGAUGAAGGAGAUAUUUGCAGAGCAUGAUAAUGGUGAUGGCAAUAAUUUAAACAUUACUCUCCCCAAGUUGAUCACUUUUAAACUGUCGACUUUACCACUAUUGAAGAUUGUGUCUAAAGGAACCUUAGUGUGUAGGUCUAAGAAUAUAUUGGAGAUUCGGGGUUGUCCCAAAUUAGAAAUGUUCCCCAAAAUACAAGUCUUUUGUGGUUGA